Molecule: messenger RNA, 2529 nt
Organism: Zygosaccharomyces rouxii
Lineage: Eukaryota; Fungi; Ascomycota; Saccharomycetes; Saccharomycetales; Saccharomycetaceae
Gene: PHO91
Product: Pho91p
Exons: 1
Coding region: 1-2529 (842 amino acids)
Biological process (GO): polyphosphate metabolic process; monoatomic anion transmembrane transport; phosphate ion transport
Cellular component (GO): membrane
Molecular function (GO): phosphate transmembrane transporter activity
Source: RefSeq, a predicted model, not a curated record
AUGAAGUUCUCGCACUCGUUGCAGUUUAAUGCUGUUCCAGAAUGGUCUUCUAAAUACAUUAGCUAUUCACAAUUAAAGAAACUGAUCUAUGCAUUACAAAAGGAGCAGCUUUAUGGGACUAAAAAUUUAGAUAAUGAAACUCAACCACUUUUGAGUGGUGAUGAGAUUUACGUUUCAAGGUUCAUAUCAGCACUUGAUACAGAAUUGAAAAAAAUUGACAAGUUCUACCUCUCACAAGAGACUGGGUUGAUGGCGAAUUAUCGAGAGUUAGAAGAUGAUGUACGAGAUCUCGAGCAAGAUUUGUUGAAUAAUCGUGUGGAUUCGCUCGAAGACGUUUACCCCCGUAGAAGAUCAGCGGGUUCCGCUAGAUAUAGUAGUGCUUCUAGUUUGGAGGCAGGUGGUGGCGAUGAUGAUAUACAUUCCGGAUUUUCAACGAGGUCUCAGUCUCAUUUGGAAAAUGAUAAUGUAGGCUCCGAUAUCUAUCAAGCGAGGUCCAGAACUACUAACAAUACGUGGGGAUCAUCUUCACAAGCUCAUUUUAUUUCACCUGCUAUGGAGCGGAGGAUUAUUCUGAAGAAACGUAUUAUUGCCGUUUAUACACAGUUGUCCGAAUUGAAAAGCUAUAUCGAAUUAAACUGUACAGGUUUCUCCAAAAUAUGCAAAAAAUUCGACAAGUCAUUACAAACUGACAUAAGACAGAGUUAUUUGGAUUCACUUAAAAAGAGAUCACAUGUUUUCAAUCCUCAGACAAUCGAAACUGUACAAAAGUGCAUAACGGCUGCGGUGGUUACCUACGCAAGACUUUCUCAGGAUUCUUUCUCUUAUCCUCCAGCUGAAGAGGGUUCAAAUGUAUUAGAUAUUGAGACGGCUGAAUCGGAACUUUCAUCACAUUUACGUGAACAUGUUGUCUGGGAAAGAAAUACUGUUUGGAAAGAUAUGAUGAAUUUGGAAAGAAAGGCACAAAAUGUGAAGGCAGAGACUCGUAUGUCUAAAUUAGCUCAAAAUUUAAAGGCAAAGGAGGGUGCUGGUCGUACAGUAGAGGUACCUGCUGAAGUUACGAUGGUUCCUGAAACUCUGGCUGAAAUUCGUAAGAUGAACUGGUCUCAAUUGGGCCGGCUACUGUUGCUCCAAACAGCCGCUUUGAAAUUUCUGCUCAUCACUAAUAUAUUUAUUCUAUUACUAUGCUUCUCACCACUGAAGAACGUUUUACAAAAGAAUUGUUUUGCCAUUCUGGUGUAUGCCUCUUUACUUUGGGCUACGGAAACUAUCCCUCUGUUUGUCACUUCAUUGCUGGUCCCCAUGCUAAUUGUAAUUUUACCUGUGCUUCAAGAUCCUUCCACCGGGAAAGCCAUGGAUCCACUAUCUUCCUCUCAAUAUAUUUUGUCUACCAUGUGGAAUAGUGUUAUCAUGUUGUUAUUGGGAGGAUUCACUUUGGCAGCUGCAUUAUCCAAAUAUAACAUUGCUAAAGUGUUGUCCACAUACAUUUUAUCUUCUGCAGGUACAAAUCCAAAAAUUAUUCUAGUGACAAACAUGGGUGUAGCACUUUUUGUCUCUAUGUGGGUUUCCAAUGUGGCAGCACCUGUACUUUGUUAUUCCAUCAUUCAACCUUUGCUGAGGACAUUGCCAAGAGACAGUUCCUAUGCCAAAUCUAUGAUCUUAGGUAUUGCACUGGCAUCUAAUAUUGGUGGAAUGGCAUCACCAAUUGCAUCUCCACAAAACAUUUUUUCCAUUGGUCUUAUGGAUCCACAACCUUCUUGGGCCGAAUGGUUCAUCGUUUCGUUGCCUGUCUGCGCCUUAUGCAUCUUUGGCACUUGGGUAUUACUGUUGCUCACUUUCCCACUGGAUCCCUCUUUGAAACUUCUUCAAUUGCAUCCAUUGAGAGAUCCAUUUACCAUUAAACAAUGGUUCGUUACUAUAGUUUGUUGUGGGACAAUUGUCCUCUGGUGUAUGUCUAAUAGGCUAAGCGGUAUAUUUGGUGAGAUGGGUGUCAUCUCUAUAAUACCGCUGCUCAUAUUUUUUGGUACAGGUUUGUUGACAUCCGAUGAUUUCAACAAUUUUAUGUGGACUAUCGUAAUUUUAGCCAUGGGUGGUAACACUUUGGGUAAGGCAGUUACUUCAUCAGGUCUUCUGGCUACAAUUGCAUCUGUUAUCAAGGAAUCUGUCGAAGAUAAACCGAUCUUUGUUAUUGUUCUAUUAUUCGGUGUUGUAAUUUUAAUGACAGCUACAUUUGUUUCUCAUACAGUAGCUGCUAUGAUUAUUGUUCCUCUCAUGAGUGAAAUUGGUGCAAAUUUGCCAUCAGGAAAUCAUUCGAGAUUGCUCAUCAUGGUUGCAGCUUUACUAUGUUCUUGUGCCAUGGGAUUGCCUACUUCUGGUUUCCCCAACGUUACGGCCAUUUCAAUGAUAAACGAGGUAGGAGAUAGAUAUUUGACCGUAGGAACAUUCAUCACAAGAGGUAUUCCUGCAAGUUUGAUUUGUUACGUUUGCAUCGUCACCGUGGGAUACGGUUUAAUGGUAUUAGUAGGGUUUUGA